AUAAAAGUGAAGGCAGGGGGCGCGGCAUAUGAGGCACGACCCUUGGUGACGUGUUUUACAGUCGGGCCUGGAAAGUAAAAGGAUUUUAGUAGAUCAGCCUAUCUGCUCUUCUGAGGAUGGCAGUGAGUGGAUGAAUGUGUCAUUGUUUUGUUAGUACACGAGGAGGACAGGAUGUCUUCUUCUCCAUGGCUCCAGUGGUGAAUGGAUUUACAGGGUUUAUCAUCUCUGGAUAAAAGAUCAGUUUGGGAUUCCUUUUGUUCUUCUUCUUUUUGGUCCGUGUGGUCAUAGAUACUUUGAUUUUUGGAGGCUAUACCUGUGCAUUUGUAAACUGAACUCAUCAGCUGAAAUAUGGCACUUUAUACAAAAGUUUGUACAGGUCUGAGCAAAAAAGCGGCAUUGGAUGAAGGGAUGGCUGAGUUUGAGGAAAUGAUGCGGCAGCAGCUGGAGAGCUCGAUGCACACUGAGCUGGAGAAGUUGUUGGACACGGCCAGCAAGGCAGAGAAAGAGGUGGCCAGGAAGGACUUUGACGGCUUCAAGAAUCUUUUCCACAGAUUGCUGCAGGUGAAGGGUCCGUCAGUGGAAUGGAUCAAGAUACAGCGCCCUCCAGAAGAUUCGAUCCAGCCCUAUGAUAAGAUCGCUGCACGAGGCCUUCCGGACAGUGUGGCUGACUGCCUGAACAAACUGGUGGUGGUGAAGCUGAAUGGAGGCCUUGGUACCAGCAUGGGCUGCAAGGGCCCCAAGAGUCUGAUCAGUGUCCGCAACGAGAACACCUUCUUGGACCUCACUGUGCAGCAGAUCGAGCACCUGAACAAGUCCUACAACACUGAUGUCCCACUUGUCCUCAUGAACUCCUUCAACACAGAUGAAGACACAAAGAAGAUUCUGCAGAAGUACACACACCACCGUGUCAAGAUACACACCUUUAACCAGAGCAGGUACCCUCGUAUCAACAAAGAGUCCCUCCUACCAGUGGCUACAAACAUUGGCAUGACCGGUCAGAACGCGGAGGGCUGGUAUCCUCCAGGACACGGCGACAUCUACGCCAGCUUCUACAACUCGGGUCUGCUGGACCAGCUGAUCGCACAGGGCAAGGAGUACAUCUUUGUCUCCAACAUUGACAACCUUGGAGCCACCGUGGACCUGCACAUCCUGCACCACCUGGUCAGUCAGCCCAACGGCAAGCGCUGUGAGUUCAUCAUGGAGGUGACCGACAAGACACGCGCAGACGUCAAGGGUGGCACGCUGAUCCAGUACGAUGGCAAACUGCGUCUCCUGGAAAUCGCUCAGGUGCCCAAAACCCACGUGGAUGAAUUCAAGUCGGUUUCAAAGUUCAAAAUCUUCAACACCAACAACCUGUGGAUCUCUCUGCCUGCAAUCAAGAGGCUGCAGGAACAGAAGGCCAUGGACAUGGAGAUUAUAGUCAACCCCAAGACACUAGAUGGCGGGCAGAACGUAAUCCAGUUGGAGACGGCGGUCGGCGCCGCCAUCAAGUGCUUCGACAACGCCCUCGGCAUCAAUGUACCUCGCAGCCGCUUCCUGCCCGUCAAGACCACGUCGGACCUGCUGCUGGUCAUGUCCAACCUGUACAGCCUGGAGGCGGGUUCACUCACCAUGAGCCCCAAGAGAGAGUUCCCCACAACGCCCCACGUCAAACUGGGCAGCUCCUUCACCAAGGUUCAGGAAUAUCUGAUCCGCUUUGAGAGCAUCCCCGACAUGUUGGAGCUUGAUCAUCUGACUGUUUCUGGAGACGUCACCUUUGGGAAGAACGUUUCAUUAAAGGGAACCGUCAUCAUCAUCGCCAAUCACGGCGACCGGAUCGACAUUCCAGCAGGAUCCAUGCUGGAGAACAAAAUCGUUUCUGGUAACCUCCGCAUCCUGGACCACUGAGGCCUUCUGCACCGCCACGCGCAUUCUGAUCAUGUGAAUUUGUUGGCCUUACCCAGUCAUGUGACCCCUUUGUCCCAUUUCCAUGGCAAGAAGAGACUCUAGUGGAUGUGACUUUUUCAUGCAGAGUUUGUGAUUGCAUGUGGCGUGCAUUGCUAGACUGCAGUGCCACCUACUGGCCACUGAAACAAAUAGUAUGUACGGUGCACCCAGAAAGUAUUCACAGCGCUUCACUUUUUUCACAUUUUAUGUUAGAGCGUUAUUCCAAAAUGGA
Thalassophryne amazonica is the source of this 2158-nucleotide messenger RNA. It is a transcript of the gene ugp2b, whose product is annotated as UDP-glucose pyrophosphorylase 2b. Gene Ontology annotation, molecular function: UTP:glucose-1-phosphate uridylyltransferase activity. Gene Ontology annotation, cellular component: cytoplasm. The coding region runs from base 349 to 1887 and encodes 512 amino acids. The transcript is spliced from 10 exons. Lineage: Eukaryota; Metazoa; Chordata; Actinopteri; Batrachoidiformes; Batrachoididae. The record is from RefSeq and is a predicted model, not a curated record. Gene Ontology annotation, biological process: glycogen metabolic process; UDP-alpha-D-glucose metabolic process.